This is a messenger RNA of Sphaeramia orbicularis (orbiculate cardinalfish), 5994 nucleotides long. It is a transcript of the gene phf21b, whose product is annotated as PHD finger protein 21B. The record is from RefSeq and is a predicted model, not a curated record. The coding region runs from base 370 to 2175 and encodes 601 amino acids. The transcript is spliced from 15 exons. NCBI's taxonomy places the organism in Eukaryota, Metazoa, Chordata, Actinopteri, Kurtiformes, Apogonidae.
AAGCGCAACUUUUCCCCAGGCAAAGUGAAAUCAAGCCGCGGACUCGGACAAAAUAUAGUCCCCGUUUUUCAACUUAAAAUUAUCGAAAGAAAAGCUAGCUUGCGUUCCUGUCGGACCCCUCGACGUUUGGCCGUAAUUUGGAAAGGACGCGGCCGGGGCCUGGGCUCUUUCUGCCGGGUUUGGAUCACUUUUUAAGACGGGCGGAAAGUGGGUGGAUGAGUCCUAGCUUGUAAAGAAGCGAGAACUUGCUUUGCAGCCCGAGUAGUUCUUCUUUCAAUUGUUAUUGUCGCUUUAAAAAAUCUUUAAUUCACUUAAACUUCGUCUCGGCCGCGUCGAAAGUGGGAGGAAAAGUGCUUUUCCAGUCGGAACAUGGAACUACAAGGCCUACAAGAGGCGUUGAAAGUAGAAAUCCAAUGUCAUCAGGAUGGAGAGCUUAAAAGACAACUGCACGACAGGCAAACAAGAAUAACAGCCCUAAGCGAUAAACAAAAUCAGACGAUAUGCAAAGGCCUCAAUGAACUCCAGAAUGGACAGAAGCUGGCGGUCAGAAGUUGUCCUGUAGGGACGACCAAGCCCCUGUCUCUCAUCAAGACUCCCAGCCAGGGCAUCGCCAUCUCCGUGGUGCCAGCCAAGGCUCCCGUUUCUAUGGUGACCGCACACAUAAACGGACAAAAGGUGGCGAGCUCGGAGCCGCUGCAGACGUCCCCCAUCAACCUCCAAACCAGUGGCAGAGUGGUGGCCGCCGGGGUCCACUCGUUCAGCAGCAGGAGAGCCGGAGAGCUGCCUCCAUCUCAGAUGUUGGGGACUCUCACUGCUGUGCCCAUCAAGGUGCCUCAAGUCAGCUCUCUGCACCGGCUGGCAGGACAAGCAGCCACUGUGCUACCUCAGGUCAGGCCAAAGACCCAGAUCCCCGACAGCCUUCCCCACAGUCCCUGCCAGGAGCUUCAGCCGCUCAGCCUGCAGAAGGCCACUGCUGUGGUCAGCCCCAAGAGCCAGGGCCCCACCUUGCCCACCGCCAACAGCACCUUCAGCCCUGACCACCAGCCCAGCAGCCAGGGAGACGCUUCGCCGUCCCCACUGCCAUCCCACAGCUUGACCGGGGGGCCAGACUCUGGUAGCCCGGCCCAGCACGCCUCUGCAGGUCCCGGUGUGGCGUACGCCAUCAUUGCCGCCUCACCUGCUGCCAGCAACGGGGUGUCAGCUGUCAGCGAGGCCGUCAAGGUGCAGCCACUGAUCUUCAGCGCUGAAAACAAGGUGAUAAUAAUCCAGCCACAGGUCCCCAGCAGCUCUGAGGGUUCCCCGGGGAUCCAGGCUGACCUCCCGUCCCAGGCUGAGGCCUCACCUGCCCACAUAUCUCCCUCCCAGAAGAAGGAUGAAGACCCAGAGAAAAUUGCAUUCAUGAUUGCCCUCGGCCUCGUCACCACAGACCAUCUGGAAGAAAUCCAGACGAAGAGACAGGAGAGGAAGAGACGAAGCACAGCAAACCCAGCGUACAGCGGCAUGUUCGAACCUGAGCGUAAACGUCUGGCGUCACAUUACCUGAACAGCUCGCUCUUCCUGACAGCACGAGACUCUGAGGACUUCUGCUGGAAGGAGGACUUGGAGCAUGACGACCACUGUGCCAUCUGUAAGGAGGACGGCGAGCUGCAGCCCUGCCAUAACUGCCCUCGAGCCUUCCACCCCAACUGCCUCCACCCGCCACUCAAAACCCCCCCUAGAGGACCCUGGUACUGCCCCAAGUGCCAGAAGAAGGUUCUGAACAAGGAGAACUUGUCGUGGCCACAGAACUUUGUUCAGUCCUACGUCACACACAAGACAGUGCGACAGGAGGAGAAACGACGGCUGCUGAGGAGAAACAAUGAGCUGAAGAAAGAAUGUGCUCAUCUGGAAGAAGAAGACAAGAACCUCAACAAGACACUCAAACAAUGUAUGGACGUGAGGGAGAGGCUUCUGGGUCAGCAGAGGGACACCCAGGCCUCGCUGGAGCGCCUCAAAGCUCUCAUCAGGCUGAUUCAACGCGACCAAGUUAUCCAGGUCACCAUGACGACCACCACCACCAUCGCCGCCUCCCUGCUCUCCCAGGCAUGGAUCAAACCCACCAGCACCGCCGUCGCCAGCCCAUCGGCCACACCCCUGCAGAAGAGCCACACCCACAGCCAGGGUGACAACAACUAGUCCCGAUUUUACCGCUGACGUCGAGGGCAGUGUUGAGUUUUUUUGGUCUGAAUAAUAUCUAAAACAUCUUUUUCGGAGAGCUGAUGAAAAAAGCGACAAAAAACUGAGAAGAGCCUCUGUCUCCACUCGAUUCAAGUAUUUUUUAAAACCCAACACCUACAGUGCUUACGAGAUUUCUUUUUUUAAGUUAUUUUCUAUUUAUUAAUGUUCUUGGCCUUAAUGUAAUUAUUACAAGAAGUUAGAUUUGAAUGCUGCGGCAGAGAUGCGAGGGCGAUUUUCUGCGCAGUCUAAAAGAUAUUUCCCUUUUUUAAAAACACAGGUCUAAUUAUUGUUCUGCAUAUAGUGAGAGAGAACAGUAGAGUUAGUCGUAGUAACAGAAAACAGAGGAGUGAUGACAGACUGUACAGUGAUAUAUCCGAGUAGAUGUUUGUUCUCAUUCUCCUAUGAACAAUGUUUUCGCCAUAAUAAUUCAGGUUUUCAUUGUGUAUGUAAACGCAUACGAGCCUUCAAACAAAAACAGAGAAUAACUUUUUUUCAGUAUUAAUAGAGUUAAAGUCAAAGAAAAAAGUAUUUAAGAGAAAACUACAGAAAUUAGCAUUUCUAGUGGAGAUUUUAGUAUUUUCAUGCUGAUGCCUGUUGAUAAAUGUAAGUUUGGAGUAUUCAAGGGGAUCACUGUACAUAUGUUGUAUUAUUAUUACAUCUUCAUUGUCAUCACAGGUUCAUUUGAAAACCAGUCGGUCCCUGUUUGGAGCAAACUGUUUUCUGUUAACACAAACAAGAAUAUGAUGCAAAAAACACACAUGGUGGGAAGAGGGGUAUAUGUACAUCUAAACAUUAUAGCUUUCAAAACACCACAAUAAUAAAAAUGUGAAGUUUCCUAAAAAAUAAAUGAAGCUUUAAGUUAAGCUCGUUUAACAGUAGUUAUGUGUAACCCGCUUUGGAGCCGUUAUUAUAAUACUAUAAAUAAUUAAUGCUGUUAGUGGCAGACAGAUUUAGUUGUAACCAUACUUGAGAAUCUCAUUUUAUUGUUUUUCAUCUCCACCAAAACAAUUCAAGAAGUUGAGCUCAAGGUCAUGCUAUAAGAAAAAUAUUCUUGCGAAAUAUUGUUGCCAAACAAACUCCAUAGUCUGUCAAUAACUGUCAUUACUUUAACAUUUAGGUUCGUCUUGUACAUUUAUUGUUGGUUUAUUUCAUCUGUUUUUGUUAAAUGAAGCCUUUAACAUCAUAGUUAAAGUCAUAUUUUUGUUUGUGUGGGAAAAAAAAAUGGUUAAUAACCAGCAGGGACCAAAAACAUUUCUUUUGGUUCACUACUGCACUCGGACACGUCGGAUGGUCGAUGUGUGAUGCAUCCAUUCAGUCCCUUUUCCCUUUUAACCAGUAUAGAAAAUAUGCCAAAAACUGUCUUUGUUUUUGUACUGGGAUCACCUUUUAAUAAUGUCUAUAGUGCUUUUUUUUUCUCCCUGCCUAUUUUGUAUUUUAAGCUUUUUUUUAACUCGUGUUUUAUGAGCGUUUUAUCAGUGACGAGCCUGUUAAUCUGACAGAUGAACACUGCCUCAAGUACAAAUCGUUUUAAUCCAGGGUUUUUGUCUUUGUUGCGUCAUUUUAUAGACAUCAGUCAGUUAGAAAUGGGACAGCUCUGUCAAACUGCAACAACACUUUUUGACUGUCUGUGGACAAGGGGUCAAACAUGGUGUCCUCCUGGUUUGUUACUGUUCCCAAAAAAAACUAACAAAAAAAAAAAAGAUGUUGAGAAUCGAAUCAGGAGGCUGCUGUUGUGUCCCACUAGUCCAUUUGUCUCACUAGUCUUCCUGCCGGUCCAGAGACGUUCCAUUAAGUGUUAAAACACAUUUUAUUUUUAGUUUUCAUACUGUACUCACCACAUUUCAGACGAGCUGCAGGUCUUUGCUGCCCGUUGAUGCACAAACAUGAACAAAUGGUCUCAUUCAGAGGAAAAAAAACGUCUAUAUGGGGAGAACACAAGGGAAUUUAACUUUUAACUGAGAAGAGGCAAUUUUAUUUCGAUCAUAUCAUUUGUGUUUUAAAUAUCCAAGAUACCGAAAAGAUCCUUACUGUUAGAGAAGCAUCAUCUGCACAGCAUGUUAAGACGACCGGUGCAUUCAUGGCUUUAAAGGUCGGAGAACGACUCCGAGAGAAAUGAAAACAUGAAGGAUAAACAACAAGCAAUAUGACAUCAAACCAAUCCAUCAUGUUCCUUUGAAGAAAGGCCUGUCCGAAGGAGGAAAGUGGAAGUGUUCUGAGGCGUUAAAGCCCAAUAUCUGUGUACAUUUUUGUCUGAAGAUUUUAUUUCCAGUCUGCCGCCCAGUUACUUCAGACUGAAAAAUAGAUGUCCAAUACUGAAAAGCAUAUUUUUAUCUCUGCAUUUGUCCAUGACAAAUUGGAAAUAAGCAAAAUAAAACUCAAAAUGGGUUGCUGCUGCUGUUAUCUGACCAAUAAGUGUUUUGGAUAAUAAUUAUAAAAUAUAAAAUGUUUUUCUUAAAACUCAAAAUCUAAAAUGGUUAGUUUUGUGUCGAUCAAACCAAUGCCUUCAUAAAAAUAUCUGAUUUUCUCAUUCUUGAUCAGUUUAUUCAUUUACACUCAAACAUUAGUCAUUUAGUGUCCAAUAAAGCAGCUUUAACGCUGCAAAUUCUUUGGACAUGAGGCACAGACAAUUGUUUGUGAACAGUUCAGCUCGUAGACGACUGAAGAUGUUAAGUGUACUUUGAUCUUUGAGCACAGAUCAGUCUGAAGGGAGCUGUUCUUAAACUCACUGUCUGAACACAGGAACCUUUUUCACCUUGAUAAGUUGUCGUCGUCCUUCAACUGAGCCAAAUGCACAGGUUUUGUUCUAAAUUACACUUCAUCAGAAUACAGAGCCUGGUAGAUGUCUCUCAUGUCACGUGUGUUGUGUUCACUCCAGCUCAGAAUCUCUGCACCCGUAUCUUAAGUUCCAGUUGGAGAUGGGCCAGCUCUUUAUAUACACAUAACUUCUACUAAUAUCAGAACCAGUACAUGGAAAUUAGCAGAAUUUUGUAUUUUAUACCUUAAAGGCCAAUGUUUAAAUAGUGUGAUUAUUGUUUAGAGCAGUGGCUUCAUACUCGAGCGUGAGAGGUUUAAACCUUGGCUAUACCAUCUCCCUGUCUUAAAAUCCAUGUUCUGAUUCGUACUUGUGCCAUAGAUUUCUUUCACUCCUACACCAUCAGGCCACAACUUUCUCUACUGAUUUGAUAUAUUUUUGAUAUUUCUUCACCACAGCCGUACAUUUGAGUGGAUAGACUAAUCAAAGUGAUAAUCCCUCUCCAUUCUGUCGUUACAAUAAUGACUUCAUGGUCAUAAAAGAGGCAAUGUUUGGGUCUGCAUAGUGUUGAUUUACACAUACUAUUAAAAAGAACACUUCAUCAGGUUCAUACAGUCAGGUUUUGAAUCUACACCACUACCUGCUAACAAACAGUUUAGCCAAGAUUAGAAACCACUAUUUCUGUUCAUGAUUACUGAAGCACAAACUAAACAAUAACCACAUUCAGAACGUGCAACAUUUAUCCUGUUAGAAGUAUAUCUCUGCUCUUUUUCCUUUAAUGGAUAAAUUGUGACAUGUGCUGGGCUCUGUAUCUGCAGAAGAAACAGAUAUGCAUUAACAUUGUACCCGACUUGCCUUUAAAUUAAUAAAAUCAUGAUCAUUGUGGAGUUGUUUAUUUGGGUGUUUUAGGGAGAUCAGCAGAUUUCUGAUCAGAAUGUACCAUGUGAUGCAUAUCGACUGCUCACCUGAGAGCUGUGAUGAGACUCCAGGUGGGAAAAGGGGGGAAAAAAAAAAAAAAAGAAACC